This is a messenger RNA of Gossypium raimondii (Peruvian cotton), 2700 nucleotides long. RefSeq names its product 65-kDa microtubule-associated protein 3. Gene Ontology annotation, cellular component: spindle; cytoplasm. The transcript is spliced from 13 exons. The record is from RefSeq and is a predicted model, not a curated record. Gene Ontology annotation, molecular function: microtubule binding. The coding region runs from base 225 to 2411 and encodes 728 amino acids. NCBI's taxonomy places the organism in Eukaryota, Viridiplantae, Streptophyta, Magnoliopsida, Malvales, Malvaceae. Gene Ontology annotation, biological process: microtubule cytoskeleton organization.
CUCUUGUUCAACGCCAACGGUCAUUUUUUCAUAAACAGCGCCUACACACUCCUAAACUCUUUGUUCCUUUCUGUUGUAAAUCCAAAAUUCAAGCCUCAAUUUAUCCCCUUAUUUUGGGGUACUAAAUCUGCAUUUUCUAAGGCAAAUUUUCACUCUUUCUAAGAAAAAAAUCAAGCAUUUGGCUGGAAAAAUCGUUCGUUUGAAUUGUUAAGGAAUACUUAAACAUGCCUACUCCAAAAAUUGAUCCACUUCUUCAAGUGGAAACAACAUGUGGAACCCUUCUGUACGAACUUCAGAUAAUCUGGGAUGAAGUCGGGGAGACUGAUGUUGACAGGGAUAAAAUGCUGCUUGAGCUCGAAAGAGAGUGCCUGGAAGUAUAUCGAAGAAAGGUGGAUCAGGCAAAUCGCUGCAGAGCUCAGCUACGACAGACAAUUGCUGAUUCUGAAGCUGAACUAGCUGCCAUCUGCUCCGCAAUGGGGGAGAGGCCAGUACAUAUUAGGCAGUCUGAUCAAAACGCUGGAAGCUUGAAGGAGGAGCUCAGCAAGAUUCUUCCACAAUUGGAGGAAAUGAAGAAAAGGAAAAUUGAAAGAAGAAAUCAAUUUGUAGAAGUUCUAGAGCAAAUACAAAAGAUCACAAAUGAAAUUUAUGGAUCCACUGAAUCAUUUUCUUCCAAAACAAUUGUGGAUGAAACUGACUUAUCCUUAAGGAAGCUUGAAGAAUUGCAUAGACAGCUCCAUGAGCUUCAGACAGAGAAGAGUGAUCGUCUGAAGCAGGUUCAAGAUUACCUUAGCAUGUUGAACGAACUCUGCUCUGUGAUGGGAAUGGAUUUCAAGCAGACAGUUGAUGAGAUCCAUCCCACUUUAAGUGACCCCAAAGGAUUUAGGAGUAUUAGCAGUAAUACUAUUGAGCAGUUGGCAACAUUGAUAAAAAAGUUACGGGAAGUUAAGAUACAGAGGAUGCAACGGCUACAAGAUCUUGCGACUACCAUGUUGGAGUUAUGGAAUCUGAUGGAUACACCAAUUGAAGAGCAACAGAUGUUUCAAAAUGUUACCUGUAAUGUUGCUGCUUCAGAACAUGAAAUUACUGAACCCAAUACUCUCUCCGUAGAUUUCAUAAAAUACGUUGAGGCAGAAGUUUCACGGUUGGAAGAGUUGAAGUCAAGCAAAAUGAAAGAGCUUGUCCUCAAGAAGAGAUUAGAGCUAGAGGAGAUCUGUAGAAAAACACACCUGGUUCCAGAUUCAGAAUGUGCAAUAGAAGAUGCCAUUGUAGCUAUUGAGUCUGGGUUAGUGGAUGCUGCUACCAUACUAGAACAAAUUGAACUUCAAAUUGCGAAGGUCAAAGAGGAAGCUUUUAGCAGGAGAGAAAUACUUGAAAAGGUGGAGAAAUGGUUGACAGCAUGUGAUGAGGAGUGCUGGCUUGAGGAAUAUAACAGGGAUGAAAACCGAUAUAAUGCCGGAAAAGGUGCUCAUCUUACACUCAAGCGUGCUGAGAAAGCCCGUGCCUUGGUUAAUAAACUUCCAGGAAUGGUGGAGGCAUUAGCUUCAAAGACCGUGGCAUGGGAGAAAGAGAGAGGGGUUGAAUUUUUGUAUGAUGGUAUUCGUCUGCUUUCUAUGCUUGAAGAGUACACUAUCUUGCGACAAGAGAAAGAGCAAGAGCGACGUCGGCUACGGGACCAGAAGAAACUUCAGGGACAGCUGAUAGCAGAGCAAGAAGCACUGUAUGGGUCAAAACCAAGCCCAUCAAAGCCCCAGAGCGUAAAAAAGGGUCCUAGGUAUUCAACUGGAGGUGCAAGCAAUAGAAGAGUCUCCUUGGGAGGAGCCAUGGUUCCAGCUCAUAAACCUGAUUCUCUUCACUCUGCAAAGGCUACUCCCAAAACACGUCCUAGCAAGAAAAGUGACCAUUUAAAUCAUCGCCAGGACGAUGGCAUUCCCGCUUUCUCAGCUGUUAGGAGAGGCCUGGACAUUGCUGAGACUCCUGUUCGAAAGCACUCUUCCACUCCCAGUGCUGUAAAUGGUAAAGAACCAGAGUCACCAUUAUUAGUUCGUAAGCCAUUCUCACCUAUCUCUUCAGCAGUAUCAUCGAAAGCCAAUAUGACAAACAUGUUAGAAGUUGAAGAUAAUGGUGAUACUUCACACAAAAUGCUUCAUCGAAGUAAUGAUCUCUCACACACUACUACUCCAUUAAAGACAAUUCCUUUGGUCGACGAAGAGAAUAGGACUCCAAAGGCAAUGCCAAUAAUACCUAGCACACCUUCGACAUUAUCAGUUCCAAUGCAGACAGCCAUGACACCGGCACCUACGUUGGCACCUAUACCUUUCGCUAUUACCAAGCCAGUCGAAGAGAUUGAACGGUCGUUUGAGGAAAGAAGGCUUGCUUCUCUGCUUUCUAAGAUUCAAAUGACGUCAUCAUGAUCAAGUGACACUUGAAUUAAAUUUGGUUCUACUUUUUUUUUUAACUGCUUUUUGUUCUCUCAGGUUUGUAAUGGCAAAAGUCAAUUAUAAAAUUGACUUUUUCUGCUAUGCUAUCUAUGUAAGGAGUUCCCUGAAUGUGGACGAAAAUGUUGCAAACAAUUCUUUGUGACUCUAAUGCCAACUUUCAGUUUUCUUAUCGAUGUUCCCACACAAUCAGUGAUCGGAAGUUUCCAGAACUAGAAACUUUUUAUGUAAUUUUCACAGUUUAAUGGACAUUUUCUUGCAUGAA